This is a messenger RNA of Ostertagia ostertagi, 840 nucleotides long. The record is from the annotation of a GenBank genome assembly. Lineage: Eukaryota; Metazoa; Nematoda; Chromadorea; Rhabditida; Trichostrongylidae.
AUGCCGAAGGACGAGCCAACCUGCGGAUUCCGCGGAGAACGCUGCGAUUUCACUUUAUUUAUUGUAGGAAUAGUUCUCAUUGUUUUGCUGAUCCUCGUCGUUUGCGGCACCUACGGCAUUCACAAAAUUGUCGAAAAAAGAGCGCUCGACAAGUUGCCGUUCCGCAUUUACCGCGACGAUAUGCAGUUUAUAGACGAGGAACCAACUCAAAAGCAUGCUAGGAAGUUGCCUCGGCCAGCGGCUGGUGGUCGUAGCAAUGUCAUAACGAUGAUGUUUCAGCUCUCGCUCGGAAGCACACGCACCAAAAUGAGCAGCGCAAACUACGGGUCCAGAAAUCACGCCAUUGUCGGUACUAACACUCAUGUUAUAUAUCACAAGUAUCCACAACGCCGUCCGAUCGUUUUCACUCGCCUUGAUAAAACUCUUCUCGCUAAUAUGAAACAAGCUGUACACGACAACAUCAAUCCUUUUCUUGGUGUUGCAUUCAAUGAAAAAGAAGAAGUGCUCGUGGUUUGGAAAUUCUGCUCAAGAGGAAGCCUGCAGGAUAUUAUAUACAACGACAACAUAGCGUUGGAUCAGAAGUUUCACGGCGCAUUCAUUCGCGACAUACUCGCAGGACUGGAGUACCUUCACUCGUCGAGUAUCGGGUAUCACGGAGCUCUCUCAACGUGGUCUUGUCUAAUAGACAGAAACUGGAUGAUCAAACUUACAGAUUACGGGAUAUCGGAUGCUCUAGAACGCUGGGAGAAACAACAAGCGAUUUCUGUGACAGAACUCGAAAACAGCGAGGACAAAUCUCAAGCGAAGCAAGCAAUAAGUACGUUUAAUGAAAGACCCUAA